AUGGAGAGAAGGACAAAGGUAUCGAGAGCCUGUGAUUAUUGUAAAAAAAGAAAGUACAAAUGUUCAGGUGUACCGCCUUGCAAUUUAUGUUUGAAAAAACAAAUCGAUUGUAUAUUCAGUAUAGUUGAUCGACGCACUACAAAGGGCUCCAAGAUUCAAAAACCAACGGAAUACAUCCCAAAGAAUUUACAACCGUUACUUUCUUUCCCUGUCGAUGAUCAAACUCAAUCGGUCGAUACCGCUACAACUAAUGGCGGAAGCUUGCAACCGCAACUGCAACAAGUACUAGCAGCAGCAGCAGCACCCCCUCCUCCUCCUCAACAACAACAACAACCCAAUGGUCCUCAUCAUGGUAAGAAUUUACGUUUACUUUAUGAUAAGGAUGGUAGAUUACGCUAUGUUGGAGAAAGUAGUCCACUUUCUUUAUUAUUUGAAUCAAGAAAGAUCUUUUUAUCAGUACGCGGGGAAUCUGAGUUUACUAAUGACCCAGACACCGUCAAUAUAAUUGAUUCUGGGGCUCAUGUUAAAAACAGCAAAAUAUUACAACUUCCCAAAAAAGAAGAUGCCAUGACUUUAAUUGAUAUAUUUGAUUCCAAUAUCAAUCAAACAUGGUACAUUUAUAAUCGUUUAUGGUUACUGGGAAAAUUAAAUGAAGCUUAUGAUGAUCCUUUAAAGGUUUCCUCGGAGAGAAUGGCAGCUUUCCAUUUGAUUUUUGCUCUUGGAUUAUUUUUUGCCGAAAAAUUAAAUCUCCCCAUUGCUCAACUGAUUGGGGUUAAAUCUGUUGAAUUCUUUGAAAGUGGAUUUGAAUCAAUAAAGAAUAUCCUCGACGAUGGUCGAGUAUGGAUGACAGAGACUAGUUUAUUAAUGUAUUUUUAUUAUCAAUCUACUUCAAGAAGAUCUCUGAGUUGGAUGAUUCUAGGUAAUGCCAUUAGAAAUGCUCAAGCUUUGGGGUUACAUCGAAAAACUGUUAAUGAGUCAUUUCACGGUCUGGAUUAUGUUACUCAUAGAAGGAAACUUUGGAAGACUUUAUAUACAUGUGAUCGAAUUUCUUCUGUAUUGUUGGGAAGACCCUUAAGUAUUAAUGAUUAUGAUUGGGAUGACACUCCUGAAGGUUCGACUUGUCAAGAUGAGAAUACGAAAAUUGCAAAGAUUUUGGGCAACAUUGUUCAGAAUUUUUAUCAAAAUGGUACAGUUAAUAUUCUUCGUGCGGAGAAAAUUGCUAUUGAGUUGAAAAAAUGGAGUAUAAACUUACCAAGUGAGAUCCAAAUUGAUAAGAUUUUAGAUAAUUAUUCAAUUUUGUUGGUACAUAUCUUACAACUUUAUGGGAUUAUGUUAUUGGGAAGACCCUUUUUCAUGUAUUUAUUAUUCAAGAGAAAUCAAGAUAUCAAACAAGAAAAAGUGUUGAAGAAUUUUUGUGGGGCAACCACAAAAGCUGCCGUGUUGACUAUUCAAGUUAUUCAUAUUUAUACACAACACAAUCAAAAGAGAGUAGAACUGUACGUUACUGCUAAUUGUUGUUUAAAAGCCGCAUUGAUUAUUGGAUUAACAAUUCUUUAUCGUCAAACCAAUCCUGAUUACGAACAAGAUGAAUUUUCAAGUGAUGCACUUUUGCAACAACUUUAUAUUGCGAGGUCAAUAUUGUAUUUUUACAGUUCAACAAGUCCAAUUGCUGAUAGAUUUCAUUCAAUAGUCAGCAGAUUAGUUCAUGCAGUAAAACCCGAAGAGCUUUCUUUACCUAUUCCAACACCUUUCCAACAAGGAGAUACUUCAAGAACUGAUUCAACCCCUCCAGAAUAUGUUCCAUUUGAGAAUAUUAUCAAUUUCCAACAAUUCUUUGUUCCUUCAACCACAAACGCGGAAGGUCUUGAAGAAUUCAUGUAUUAUAGUGAUAUGAAUGAUUUAUUAUUUAAUGGCGAUUCAUCAACUUCUGGGAAGACUUGA
This is a messenger RNA of Candida tropicalis MYA-3404, 1941 nucleotides long. It is a transcript of the gene ZCF25, whose product is annotated as Zcf25p. Gene Ontology annotation, biological process: DNA-templated transcription; positive regulation of transcription by RNA polymerase II. Lineage: Eukaryota; Fungi; Ascomycota; Pichiomycetes; Serinales; Debaryomycetaceae. The transcript has a single exon. Gene Ontology annotation, cellular component: nucleus. Gene Ontology annotation, molecular function: DNA-binding transcription factor activity, RNA polymerase II-specific; sequence-specific DNA binding; zinc ion binding. The record is from RefSeq and is a predicted model, not a curated record. The coding region runs from base 1 to 1941 and encodes 646 amino acids.